Molecule: messenger RNA, 267 nt
Organism: Chondrus crispus (carragheen)
Lineage: Eukaryota; Rhodophyta; Florideophyceae; Gigartinales; Gigartinaceae
Exons: 1
Coding region: 1-267 (88 amino acids)
Biological process (GO): mRNA splicing, via spliceosome
Cellular component (GO): U2 snRNP; catalytic step 2 spliceosome; U12-type spliceosomal complex
Source: RefSeq, a predicted model, not a curated record
AUGUGCCGCAAACAGCCCGGCAUAGUCGUUGGCAAGCUCUGUCAACGCUGUGAGGGGAAAUGUGUCGUAUGCGAUUCGCUAGUGUCGCAAACGACAGAGGCAAGAAUUUGUGACGAGUGCAACUACGGAACUUUCCAGGUAGGACAUCUCUCUCUUGACGAAAAGUCGCUUCGAAACCAAAGAAUGAUAUCAAAUCGCAAGGGAUCUGACACAUUCUCAUUCUACGUUUUACUCCCCGAUUCUGCAUUCAACUUAACUUUCGCGUAG